AUGUGUGACCAGGUCAUCGCUGAAGAUGAUGAAGAGAGUAGUUCAAGAGGUGUAAUUGUCAAUGAGCUCAUCAAGUAUUGUAUGUAUGAACGAGAACAGAUCCCAUUACCAUUUGAAAACAUAAAACGAGAUAUUGACCGGGAUGAAAAUGCUCGCCUACAACUACAAAAUGAAAAGAAUUUUCAUCAGUUUAAGGUUUUAAAGAAAGUUGUGGAAAGAAAAUCUCAGAAUGCAGUGUUCUCUCUUGAGCAACUGUUUGACAAUCUGAGUCAACUCUUUGAGAGAUAUCCAGAGGUUCAUCAGGUGUUGAUUCUGCUUGGUGGCACGGUCGUUAGUCCAAAAGAAACAUACCUAGUCAACCUCCCCCCUACCUGUCCCGAUGCUGAGCCGCCAGCGGACAGAUCCUAUGUGAAAUAUCUCUACCGACAGCUCAUUACACAAGACCUUCUUGGAGAUGUCAAGUCCAUAUCUCCCACCAACAUGACCGUGUUUGUGCGUGCCCCACGUGACUGUGGAUUAGAGUGGUUUCUUCCAAAGCCGGCUUUCAAAGUGCCACAGAAAAGCAAACAGUUUGAAUUCAACAUAAGCUGUACGCAGUCAAGCUCAUCCUCCUACAACUUGACUCAGGCUGAUGAGGAGUUUGACAUUUCAGGGAUUCAGCCCCUCUCUCCGACAGAUCUUUCUACCAGUGAGUUGUCUGGUAGCAGUGUCUUUCACACAGACGAUGAUGACAUGGCAGAAGAGCCAUUGGUGCUUGGUGCAGCUGACAAUGGGUACAACAAUUCCCAGAACACACCAUCUUGCAUUUAUUCAUCAAAAUUCUUUGCUUGUCCAAAGAGACAUUCUUCCACAAAGUGUUCACAGCAGAUGAGUAAUAGCUCAGACCUGUCAGAGAUUUGGACAAGCACAGACUCUGGGUUUCAUACAGACCCCACAGACAUGGAUAUGAUUUGGUUUCAGUCUCCUGUAGUUGUGAAAGGAUACAAGAACAAAUUGAAUCACAUGGAUUGAUAUAUGUUUUUAAAAUUUAAUAUAGAAAAAAAGAUGUCAUGUCUUAUUCUAAUAUAUUUAUGUAUGUUUAUGGGAGUCGCAUGAAACAUAUCACUGAUAACAUUUGUAUAUAAAGAUGUUUAAGUAUUCUUCAUUUUUAAAGAAAAGAUUAAAAGGAACUCCUGUGAGUUUCUGUUAAUGUAACUAAUAACAUUGUUCAGAAAGGUACCUAGAAAACUGAUAAUUAGUUCAGUGUUUACCCACAGGUGAUGUUGCUCUGUGGUAGAGUGAUCGAUUCAGGGCUUUAGAUCUCACUACUUUUGUAAUUUUAUGUAAUAAUUGAUAUUAUUUUGAAGAAAAAAAAACAAUUUCUACAAUU
Molecule: messenger RNA, 1369 nt
Organism: Gigantopelta aegis
Lineage: Eukaryota; Metazoa; Mollusca; Gastropoda; Neomphalida; Peltospiridae
Product: MAD2L1-binding protein-like
Exons: 3
Coding region: 1-1011 (336 amino acids)
Biological process (GO): regulation of exit from mitosis
Cellular component (GO): nucleus
Source: RefSeq, a predicted model, not a curated record